Penicillium arizonense is the source of this 3282-nucleotide messenger RNA. It is a transcript of the gene tcsB, whose product is annotated as putative sensor histidine kinase/response regulator TcsB/Sln1. Gene Ontology annotation, biological process: phosphorelay signal transduction system; phosphorylation. The transcript is spliced from 8 exons. The coding region runs from base 1 to 3282 and encodes 1093 amino acids. The record is from RefSeq and is a predicted model, not a curated record. NCBI's taxonomy places the organism in Eukaryota, Fungi, Ascomycota, Eurotiomycetes, Eurotiales, Aspergillaceae. Gene Ontology annotation, molecular function: phosphorelay sensor kinase activity.
AUGUCUUACCUUUUGACAUCUUCCAUCUUUGCAAAUUUAUUCAUCUCAUCUGUCCUCGGCGUUGUUGUGCUCGCGAUUGCUACGUGGUUUACCACCUAUGAAUUUGUGGUGGGAGUCCAAUCACAAAGCCUCGAACUCGUUGCGACCAUCAAGGCUAGCCAGAUUGCCUCCAAUUUGGACCUCCUCGAGACCACCUGCAAGACCAUCGCUACCCGCAUUCUGAUCCAAUCAGCCCUGAAACGCUAUUAUGCGGGCAAUAACACCGACGCAAAUUGGGUGACUUCGAUCGCCGAUGCCCAAUCUGCGCUUGGAAGUCGGGGAUACUUGAGCCUCUACCAGGCCAUCAUCUAUUCCAAAGAUGGACAAGGAGGCAGCGAGACAUUGCUCAACGUGACGAGUGACACAGUCCCGGACAUCACGCUUCCAUAUACGUAUCCGAAUGGGAGCUCUGUGAUGCUGGGCAAUGACGGGAUAGGCUACCCACCCUCGCUCUAUCCGAAUCUUACCUACCACGGCGCGUCGGGCGACAAUGGGUCAACAAAUGCCUAUGCAUUCUCCGACUAUAUCCUUGGAUUAGACUCGGCAUUGCUCCUUGGGCCCCUAAAAGUUAAUUCUUCCUUCUCACUCAUCUCCUUAACUCUGCCGAUCGUCAACAACACCUCCAACACUGAUAUUCUGGGAUUUGUGACUAUCGUCGCCAGUGCCGCAAAUCUACAGAGUGUCGUGAGCUCGCGGGAUGGUUUGGGGAAUACCGGACAAGUGCUUCUAUUAGGGCCGUUGCAACCGGAAAACACCUUCGUCGCCAGUGCCCAACCUGCAACAGUCACAUCUGCCCCUCACGCGGCGGCACUUGGUGCAGCGCAGGUCCACUACGUUUUCGAGCCCUCCCCCCUGCCCAGCCAGGUUAGCCGACACAAUGGGAUGUCGACCGAUACACCAUUUGUACUCUCCACGUACCCCAUAGCGUUGAGGGUCAUGUUACAAUCAUACGAGAGCAAAGCUAUCAGCCAAUUGUCAACUAAGAAUGAGCGAGGAGUCAACGUGGCGGUAGGGGCGGUGCGUCCUCAAAAUAGCCUUGCUCAGUGGAUUCUUCUUGUAGAGAAAACACACUCCGAAUCCUUCGCUCCCAUUCUUCGGCUACGAAAGAUUAUCCUCGCGUGCGUGUUUGGUACAGCUGGCGCAAUUAUCCUCGUUGUCCCUAUCUUGACUCACUGGGCGGUUGCUCCUAUCCGAAGAUUGCGUGAGGCCGCGAAGAAGUCGGUCGAGCCUGAGAUGGCGCCACCGCCUGCUCCCCGCAGCCCACAGAGAACAUAUCCAGGCAUGGACGAUGGACUGAUGGAUCCGGUUGAGCAAAUCGAAGAACACAUGAGCGAGAAGGGGUCUCCCUCCACGUGGGUGAAGCGUCUCCGGAAUCCCCUGAGGAGGCCGAACAGUUCCGCCAGCGUUGGCAACCCCCCAAACCCUCGCAGGUUUCAGAUACCUGGGAGGAUCAAGGAACGGAACCAUUGUGUGACGGAUGAACUCACAGAGCUUACCAAAACGUUCAACGAGAUGUCAGACGAAUUAACAAUUCAGUACAAUCGACUGGAAGAGCGAGUGGCUGAGCGGACCCGAGAGCUCGAAAAGGCCAAACUGGCAGCAGAGACAGCCAACGAGAGCAAAACGUUGUUCAUCGCCAACAUUUCUCAUGAGCUCAAGACUCCUCUCAAUGGAAUCCUUGGCAUGUGUGCAGUGUGUAUGGGCGAGGAGGACCUUUCUCGAAUCAAAAAGUCUCUGCAGGUGGUCUAUCAAUCAGGGGAUCUCCUUUUGCACCUUUUGAAUGAUUUACUCACCUUCAGCAAAAAUCAAAUCGAUCAAGCAAUCCAGAUUGAAGAAAAGGAAUUUAAGUUAUCCGACAUCCGAUCACAAUUGUCCAUUAUCUUCCAGAAUCAAGUGCAUGAGAAGCAUAUCGACUUCAGUGUUAACCUUGUCUCUGGUGGAAUCACCGAGCCUAAGGGCACUGUUUGCCGUGAAACCUCAUUUGAACAAUCUAGUCUAGCUUUCGGACUGCCUGCACCCGGCCGACUCGCAGAUAUGGUUCUAUGGGGUGACCAGCAUCGAAUCCUUCAGGUGCUCAUCAAUUUGGUCAGCAACAGUCUCAAGUUCACGCCCGAGCAUGGAAAAGUGGAAGUCCAUAUCCGUUGUAUUGAUGACUCUCCCAGCGAUGGGAUUCCCGUAACUAUCAAAGAUCGAACUCGACGUAACUCAAGAUUCCGGUCCCCGACGGCCUCGAGUACAACCUCAUCCAUUGGUCCUAGAACUCACGCAAAUGAUGCCCAAUCCGAGGGCCAGAAUAUGAUGCAACCUAAUCUCCGCCAGGUGAAUUUUGAAUUUGAAGUUCAUGAUAAUGGACCGGGCAUUCCUGCACAUUUGCAUCGACGUAUAUUUGAUCCUUUUGUUCAAGGCGAUCUCGGAUUGAAUCGGAAGUAUGGAGGAACUGGCCUGGGCUUGAGCAUUUGUGCUCAGUUGUCCCGCAUCAUGGGUGGUGUUAUUCUUCUUGAUAGCGAGGAGGGCAAAGGAUCUCUCUUCACACUCAAAAUUCCCCUUGGAUUUGUGAGAGAGCUCGCCCCUAGCACACAUACAUCAAGCAUUCCAGGAUCCCGGACCUCCAGCGUCCUGUCUCUGGAAGACUUUUCCAACACCGCGCGGACACCCUCCAAUCAUGGGUCCGUGCGGAACGAACCUCAUGCACCUGGCUUUGAGAAGUCGGAGAUCCAACCACGCCUGGUCGGACUAAGUCAACCUUUUUUCGCACCGGCUGUGCUUUCAUCUCCUGCACCGCCGCUAUCAACAAACCUCCCGUCAAAUCAAACUACCGCAAAGAAUGGCGACGGAUCAAAAAGGAUUCGUGUUUUGGUUGCCGAGGACAACACUGUUAAUCAAGAAGUCGUUCGACGCAUGCUUGCCUUGGAGGAAGUUUAUGAUGUAACAAUUGUGAAGGAUGGCCAGGAGGCAUAUGACACCGUCAAGUCGAACAUGGAGAAAGGCGCAGUCUUUGACCUUAUAUUCAUGGACAUUCAGAUGCCUAUUCUCGAUGGACUCGAAAGCACGCGACUGAUACGGCAGAUGGGAUAUUCUGCACCCAUUAUCGCACUAAGUGCCUUUGCGGAAGAAAGCAACAUCAAAGACUGCAUGGACUCUGGCAUGGACAUGUUCAUAAGCAAACCAAUUCGACGACCUGCUUUGAAGCAGGUUCUAAGCAAAUUUUCUACAAUCAUGGAGGAGAACGAAACGGCCUGGUAA